AUGCCUACUGUGGAUGUACCCGAAAUCCGUGUAAAAACGGCUUUCAAUGGGGAAGUUAUGAUUACUUAUAUAGAUCCAAAAAUAACUGUCGAGCAACUGCGAUACGAAAUGAUGGUUAUUUGUCGGUUUUCAUCUGAUCAAGAUUUCACAAUGAAAUGGGUUGAUGAAGAAGGGGAUCCGUGUAUAUUAUCUACUCAAAUGGAAUUAGAUGAAGCCGUACGAUUAUACGAACUCAAUAAAGAUUCCGAAUUAACGAUACACGUUUUUCCUAAUGUACCACAAGCACCAGGGAUGCCUUGUCAAGGAGAAGAUCGUAGUAUAUACAGACGUGGGGCCAGAAGGUGGAGAAAAUUAUAUCGUGUGAAUGGACAUAUUUUUCAACCUAAAAGGUUUAACAGGCGAGCAUUUUGUGCAUACUGUCAUGAUCGAAUUUGGGGAUUAGGACGGCAAGGAUUCAAAUGUAUUCAAUGCAAAUUGCUUAUCCAUAAAAAAUGUCAUAAGCUAGGUAAAAAAACUUGCACCAAUGAUCCUAUAGGUAAUGAAGACACCAAUGGUGACUCACAGACGUCUCUAAGUACACCUAGCUCUGAUACUGCUUUACCGGAUUUAAAAGAAUAUUCUGAUCAAAAUUCUGUUAUUGAUCAAUCAGCUGAUUCUGUACCCAUUGAAGAUCCACAAGCUAAAACAGGUGAUGAAGAUGUUGGAGUUUCACGUCAAUAUUCUAUUGCCGACUUUGAGCUAAUUAGGGUUAUUGGUCGUGGAAGUUAUGCGAAGGUGUUAAUGGUUGAACUCAAAAAAACAAAAUGCAUCUAUGCUAUGAAAGUUAUAAAAAAAGCACUUGUUACAGAUGAUGAAGAUAUUGAUUGGGUACAAACAGAAAAACAUGUUUUUGAGACUGCCUCUAACCAUCCAUUUUUGGUUGGUCUCCAUUCUUGCUUCCAAACUGCCAGCCGAUUAUUUUUUGUGAUUGAAUUUGUUCGUGGAGGUGACUUAAUGUUUCAUAUGCAAAGGCAAAGACGACUGCCUGAAGAACAUGCUAGAUUUUAUGCAGCAGAAAUUAGUUUAGCUUUGAAUUUUUUGCAUACUAAAGGUAUAAUAUAUCGAGAUUUAAAAUUGGAUAAUGUACUACUUGAUCAUGAGGGCCAUAUAAAAUUGACAGAUUAUGGAAUGUGUAAAGAAGGAAUAAGGCCUGGAGAUACAACUUGUACAUUCUGCGGUACUCCAAAUUACAUUGCUCCAGAAAUUUUAAGAGGAGAAGAUUAUGGAUUUAGUGUGGAUUGGUGGGCUUUAGGUGUUCUUUUGUAUGAAAUGUUGGCUGGCAGAAGUCCAUUUGAUAUUGCUGGAGCGUCAGAAAAUCCUGAUCAAAAUACUGAAGACUAUCUAUUCCAAGUUAUUUUGGAAAAAACUAUUCGUAUUCCAAGAUCACUUUCCGUUAAAGCAGCGUCAGUUUUGAAAGGAUUUUUGAAUAAGAAUCCUGUGGAUCGUUUGGGUUGCAAUCGAGACACUGGCUUCUAUGAUAUUAUAACUCACCCAUUCUUUAAAUCUAUUGAUUGGGAAAUGUUAGAACAAAAGCAAGUUAGUCCUCCAUAUAAACCACGUCUAGAUUCUGAUCGUGAUCUUGCCAAUUUCCCACCAGAAUUUACGGAUGAACCUGUUCACUUAACACCUGAUGACCUGCGUGUCAUCGAGAAAAUCGAUCAGUCCGAAUUCGAGGGUUUUGAAUACGUGAACCCGUUGCUGAUGUCACAAGAGGACAACGUGUGA
This is a messenger RNA of Macrosiphum euphorbiae (potato aphid), 1764 nucleotides long. NCBI's taxonomy places the organism in Eukaryota, Metazoa, Arthropoda, Insecta, Hemiptera, Aphididae. The record is from the annotation of a GenBank genome assembly.